Amphimedon queenslandica is the source of this 3717-nucleotide messenger RNA. RefSeq names its product contactin-5-like. The record is from RefSeq and is a predicted model, not a curated record. The coding region runs from base 393 to 3518 and encodes 1041 amino acids. Gene Ontology annotation, molecular function: protein binding. Gene Ontology annotation, biological process: cell-cell adhesion. The transcript has 17 exons. Lineage: Eukaryota; Metazoa; Porifera; Demospongiae; Haplosclerida; Niphatidae.
ACUGGCACCCCGUGGUGGUACUGGUGGAUGUUCUACUACUGCAAACGGUAGUUGCUGGAGUAUUUCUUAGUAUUUUCUCACUCAUUCCUCUUGGCUAGGCUCCAGUGAGGCUCCUUGCAUUCUCUCCUUACCUCCAACCACCUCAUUGUUUGUCUGUUGAGACCGCAGGCCGUGAAUACUCUCACCUCGUAAGUUUAUUCACCUCUUGCCUAAGUCUCCUGCUCCUGCUGCUGAUACUGUUUUUUCUGUCACGAGAGAAGAAAGGCGUCUCCCAGCCCUUCAAAAGCUUUCCCAGUUAUAUUUUGCAGCGAUAAAGCAAGGCCGCUCAAGAAGCAGCUCUGCCAGUCACUUUAAAGCAGUCUUCUGUACAGCUCAUAGAUCCCAUAAUAAAAAUGAAACCAGUCAAUCUCUUCUCACUUUCCCUACCUUUUAUCACUUUUCUUAUUGCUAGCUAUCAUCAAGUUUCUUCUCAAUCUCUACCAAACAUUACCAUCAGACCAUCAGACGAUACAGCUCUCCAUUCAUCCAGUAACAUAAGACUGGACUGUACCGCUAAUACCACUAGCAAUGUCUCCUACCAAUGGUUGCGCAACGGGAACAUUGUCUUACCCACGUCCAAAAUCUCCAUACUACCCAAUAACUCUCUCUUAAUCAGUGGGUUUGAGAGUGUACAUAAUGGUAACUACAGUUGCAAUGUUACCAAUGGGAAUUGGACACUCAUCAGUCACAGUGUGUUAGUAUCACUGGCUUAUGUUACCUCGAGUCAGAAUGGCCAAACAGUCCAGAAAAAUGUUACUAGGAAUAAUUAUACAAUACUGCCUUGCCUUCCAAGUUAUACUGGAUACCCUCUUCAUGAGCUAAGCCCUUUAUGGCAUGUUUACGAUUUAGCUAACUAUCCAAUGUAUGUUCUUUUUGUUGGUUCUGUUAAUUCUGAAAACAGCGCUAUAGUUGGAGGCAAUGGCGACCUUUAUUUAAGGAAAGUUAUUACACCACUGAAAUACGAGUGUCGGUUAACAAAUAGUAUUACUCAGAGUUAUCAGUAUCAUGCUACUACUAUUAAUGUUGUUGGUAGUAUUGCAGAACUAGCUCCUACUCCACUAGCUGUACCUACUGAUGUAACUGUGGCCAAAGGAGAUAGGACCAGCAUGAACUGUAUAGCCUCUGGAAGUCUAUCAGUUGUUAAUAUGACUGGUCCUGAUGGUGCUGUGAUAUCAAAAGGGAUCCAAUCAAUAAAUAGUGCUGAUUCCUCUGAUGAGGGGUCCUAUUCGUGUGAUAUUACAGGAACCCCUGGGACCUACACAGGAACCCUUACGAUCAAACAUGCUCCAUCUAUUACUGUUCAUCCACCUUCAUCUGUCGACAUCACUUAUGGUAGCUCCCUUACUUUAUCAUGCACUGCUACUGGUAGUGACAUUAGCUGGGUCUGGUAUCACAAUGGCAUUAAGAUCUCUGACUCCUCCACACUAGUAGUAAGCACAACAGGGCUAGAGGACUCUGGAGCCUAUCAAUGCUUUGCUACUAAUGAAGCAGGAGUGGACAGUAAAAGUACACUAGUUACUGUAAAAACUGUGCCUCCAUCCUUCACUAAUAAUGGCCGACUAUCAAACACGCUUGGUUUUGCAAGAGAGAACCUAACGCUCCGUUGUAACGCAACUGGUGCUCCAGCACCAUUCUACGAGUGGAAGAAAGAGGAGACGAGUAUUAGUGAAAGUAAUUCUGACUUUUCGCUCUCUUCUCCUGGUGUCCUGGUGUUUAAGUCUCUCAACAGUGCACUCCAAGGGAAUUAUACUUGUAUUGCUAAAUCAAUGAUUGAUCCUCAGACUGUCGUUGGUAUGGUGAGCAGCACUGCACAAGUGUAUGUAGCAGAACCUACCGUCAUUACUUCAGUACACAAGCCCAGUAUCAUUAUAUACAAGGGUGAAUCAUUUGUAUUGAACUGCAGUGUAUCUCAUGAUACCAGCAAGACUAACAUUGCCUUACACUGGACACUGAAUGGUACUAUCAUUCCCAACAAUACUCACACUCGAUUGAUGCGAUCAGCAGAUCAAUCUGAGCUCAGCUUGAGGGUAAUGGCAGCUGGCAGCAAUGACUUGGGACAUUACCAAUGCCAAGCUCUCACUUCUUACAUCAACACUCCCUUUCUCACUGCUCCAGUUGUAUACUCUGAAAGGACUUCUAUAAUAGUCACAAAUUUUCCUGUCAAGCCAUCAGUGACUAAUGUUAGCUCAUCCUACCCAACAGUAUUGGAGGUGAAGUGGAUUUACGAUGGCUAUGAUUAUAAUGUAGAAUCAUAUAGAAUAGAAAUACAGAAUUCAACCAGUGAUGCAUGGUACCCCAGUAAGCCUAACACUGCUAUAUCAGCCACCAGUACCACUCGUGCUUAUAUUGUGGAGUUAGAGCCUUAUUCGUAUUAUUCUGUUAGAGUUGUGGCAAUUUUAACUGAUGGCAGAGAAGUAGCUAGUGAUCCUUAUGGCCCAGUUAGGACUGCUCAAGCAGUUCCUGGGUUGCCUCCUCAAAGAUUAAGAGCUGUAUCACGAUCAAAAACUGAUAUCACUCUCUUCUGGGAGCCUCCUGCCGUUACUGCUAGAUACGGUGUCAUUACUGAUUAUACUGUCUCCUAUUGGGUAUCAUCUACUGGUGCGUCCCCACCCCAAUCCUCUUCAAUCAUCAACCAAACUAUCGGCUCCAAUGCCACCACACACGUAUUGAGUAGACUAGCAGGUGGCAAUACUUACUGGAUAAGGAUUGCCGCACAUAACACUGCUGGAAUGGGCCCAUUCUCCUCAACUAUUAAUGCUACCACUGACUCUAACAUUGGAGGCACUAGUGAUAGUGAUGACCCCAUUCAUAGGAAGACCUGGUUUAUAUUCUUAUUGUGUUUCGUUGGUCUGAUACUCAUUAUACUGGGAGUGGCCUGCAUUGCUACUGCGAGGUGGAACUCAAAUAGAAAGGGACACAAAUAUCCAGUUGGUAGCAGUUUUCGUGGGGAAGAAGUUGUUGAUUUCAGUCGAGAUGUUGUGAAUGAUUACGAAAAGAGAAGAAAACCUUUGGAACCCAUUAAUUCAGUUUUUUCAGAUGAUGAAACUCGAGAGUCUGAGAGCUCACAGGCCACACUGCCCCAGAGCAUGACUCAUGCUAUGUAUGGCCCAUCAACUGACAGUGUCAUCAGACGAGGUAUCCCUCUACAUGUACCUCCACUGCCAGGCUAUGCAAUGCCUCCCUCUUACAUCAAUCCACCAUCAUUUGAAGACUCCAUGAAACAAAGGUUAAAUAAGAGAAGGUCUGCUAGUAUGUCUUUUCUCGAAAGAGCGGAACAUUUCAAUUUAGGUGGCUCUGGCUGGAGUGUAGGACAUGAUCCCAAAGCAGGUUUUCUAAUGUAUGAAGAUGUUGACACAGAUUCUGUUGAUAAGACACACCUCCAUCACAUUCAGGACGACAUCAGUGGGGGCAGCAGUGACAGCAGACUGCAAUCGAACCCCCUAGCAACCAGGAGCGGUUCCCUAGCAACCUUUGUUUAAUAUCAAGCACCCUCUACCUCUCUCUCUUUAUUGAGUUUUAAUCAAAUAAAUAUUCCAGUGACAUUACACAUUUAUGAUCGGACACUUCAUCUCUCUCUCUCUCACUGUCUUUUGCUUUUAAUGUGUAUAUGUACAUUUAGCUCUGUAAUAAUAAUAAUUGUCCUUAAAUUCUAUUACAUUAUCUCCAAUACUAUAUACA